Cyclocybe aegerita is the source of this 1056-nucleotide messenger RNA. The record is from the annotation of a GenBank genome assembly. Lineage: Eukaryota; Fungi; Basidiomycota; Agaricomycetes; Agaricales; Hemipholiotaceae.
AUGACUCUUUGUCCCCGCUUAAAGGGCUUCCUCGGAAGAGACCUCCAUAAUAGGCAAUCCUCCUUCCAGAAAUUCGUUCACGACACAAGUUCCGCCCUUAUGCUCGGAAGUCAAAUCCGAGUACUGACAUCCAUUCGGCCGAUACCGAUAUCAAAACGAAGGUAUAUAAUAAAGGGUGUAACGAUAAACAGGGCCAGCACGAUCCACGAUAGAAUGGCAUCAACGACGUCGAAUGCUGAACAGAAGGACCAACCGGACUCGAAGGGCUGGUCGGCGACGCAGUAUAGCCAGAAAGCAUCGUUCGUCUACUCCGCCGAGUUCACCGCGCCUGUACUGGAUCUAUUAGGCGCCAAACCUGGAGAGAAGAUCUUGGAUAUCGGAUGCGGGAGUGGCGAGCUGACCCUCCAGCUCCAGCAGGUCAUGGAACAGGCAGAAGGUGGCGUUGUUGUGGGCACUGAUUUCAGCGAAAGCAUGCUGAAGAAGGCCAAGCAGAUCGGCGUCAAGCACACUUUUAUCGCAGACGCACAGGAACUGGAGCUGCCCAAGGACGACUCGGACAUCCCGGAGCAAUUUGAUGCGGUGUUCAGCAAUGCGACAUUGCAGUGGUGCAAGCGUGAUCCUCUCGGUGUCCUGACGCGCGUGCGGGGGGUUCUCAAGCCCCAAGGGAGAUUCGUCGCUGAUUUCAGUGGGUUUAUGAGCAUGAUUGGGAUUCGGGCGGCGUUGCAUGAGGUUGUGCGAUCGAGGGGGGGAGAUCCAGAGAAGUGCGAUCCUUGGUAUUUCCCAUCGGUAGACGAGUACCAGGCGCUGCUAACCACUGCUGGUUUCGAGACGAAGCACAUAUCGCUAACUCCACGAAUCACACCUCUGCCGAAUGGCUUGUACGAUUGGCUGAGCGUCUUCGCAAGGACUUCGUUCCUGCGCGAGUUUUCGGACGAAGAGGCCGCCCAGAUAAUGAAAGAGGUGGAAGAUCGUUGUCGCGGAGAUUGUCAAGACGUGAAUGGGAAAUGGGCCAUGAUCUCAGCGCGUCUGAGAGUUUCUGCCGUCUCGAAAGAGUGA